AAUCUUAACCUUAAAACAAUCUUUUGUGUGCACCAAAAUCUUUUUAAUCUUCUUAGCUUUAACUUCUUUUGAGUAGUAAACAAUUCUAUGGAAAACAACAACAGUUCAUCAAAUUCUUCUGUAUGCACCAAAAUUCGUCAUGUCUUUACAAGCAAUCCCGCUCUUCGAGCAAUUCAUCGAAUCUCAAGCAUCAAUCAAGAUCAUAAACAAAUCACCAAUGGUUCAAAUUAUCCAUCAACAAAUCUUAAGACUAGUAGUGUCCAAACCAAAUCACAUCACAAGGCUCAAAAAGAAACAUCAUCAGAACCAAUCCAUACCAAAUUUGAUUAUUCAACACCUACAUACAAAGAGAAAGGACACUCAUCAGCAGUUUCAACUGUUGUUGGAAAUUCAGAAAGAGCAACAAAAGUUUCUGCCAAGAGUGAACUACAAUUACCUCAACCACAGCAUAAUCCCAAGAAAGCUGUGGCAUACACUGGUAAUCAACAAGGCAAGGAAUCGGUGGAUAUCAAUGACACUUUCAAGAAUUUCAUUAUAAGUGCUAAGAAGAAAAUCAGAACCGUGUCGACUAUCGGUCGGGGUCACAACAACCCUACAGCUGCACCAGAUCAUGAAGUUCAUCAUGGUACCACUACUGCAAGCAAAAAUGAAAGCCAUGACGACCAUUUUCAGGACUACAUUCACCGCAUUGGGAAGAAGAUCAGAGCCACAACCAUGAGAAGAAAUUAAGAAUAUGAUUAUUGAAAAAGGCUGUGUCAAAAGAAUGUUGAUUAGUAAGCUGGUGUUGGUAAAGUGUGUGUUAAGUAACUAUUAUCUAAUAUAGGCAACUGAAUGCAGAUAAAAAUAUGGUCAUAGCCUAAUAUGGUUUGCAAGCCUAAUAUUUAUUUCAUAUCUCAUAUUUGUGCUAAAUUUGUAGACUUGAACUUUUAAUUCAACUUGUGGAUUGUGAAAUUUAAUGAUUACAAUAUGACAUGUUAUUAUUGAA
Molecule: messenger RNA, 985 nt
Organism: Vicia villosa (hairy vetch)
Lineage: Eukaryota; Viridiplantae; Streptophyta; Magnoliopsida; Fabales; Fabaceae
Exons: 1
Coding region: 88-729 (213 amino acids)
Source: RefSeq, a predicted model, not a curated record